Molecule: messenger RNA, 909 nt
Organism: Macaca mulatta (Rhesus monkey)
Lineage: Eukaryota; Metazoa; Chordata; Mammalia; Primates; Cercopithecidae
Source: RefSeq, a predicted model, not a curated record
CACUUCCAGAAGAUCCCGCCUGUGCCUCUGCACGAGCCUUUCAGGAGGUCUGGAGGUCUGGUCCGCCGCUCCCCGGCUUCUUUCCAGGCUUUUGCUUUUCCCCUCCCCCGCUCCCGCUCUACGGCCCCAGGACCAGACCACGGCCCAGCUGAGUUCCCGCGGCUCCACCGCGCAGAAGGGUUCUUCAAAGGACUAAAAGCUAAAGGCGACGAUGGAUUCAUUCGGCAAGUCCUAGUCGGGCGCCCUGGUGAGUGCCAGACCCUGCUCCCCGCAAGGGGACCCACGAACGACCCUCGCCACCAUCCCUGCCCUGGUGGAGCCCCCGUGCGGGACACAGGAUCCGAAGAUGGCAGCGGCAGCUCCGCAGCGGCCCCGAAAGCAACUGGGCAGGGUGGGCACAGGCUCCCUCACUGGCUGAAGGCGGCGCAGAGAACGGGAAGAGCCAUCCUGGGAGCCCACCGUGCGUUCAGCUUCCCUUGGGACCCCAGGCGGCUCGGGCUGGGUCGCCGACCGGGGAGUUUCUGGGGGCUUCUGAAGAAGGAGAGGGGCAAGGCGGGCGAAGGCCAUUCGGCUCUCCCUCUGGCUCCAAAAUCUCCUAACGCGCAGGUGUCCAACGUGACCAGCGCGACUCACCGCUCUAAUCUUUCUGGUUUUCCAAGGCCUUGCUCAGUCGUCCUGCCGGGCGGGCCCUGAGAAUAGAAGGAAAGGAGGAAGUUUAGUGAGUGCGCCCUUCCUGUGUCGCCUACUUCACCAUGCUGACAGCGUCCAGUCCAAGCAUACCUGAAGCCUUUCUUUUUAAAAAGCUUUCCCACCCUUCUGACUGCCUUCAAGUCUCUACCAAAACACAAGUAACAGUGGCUGACUCCCUGCUAUAGCAAACUCAGAAUAAAUAGCUUUUGCUUUUUUUCA